Molecule: messenger RNA, 2433 nt
Organism: Macrosiphum euphorbiae (potato aphid)
Lineage: Eukaryota; Metazoa; Arthropoda; Insecta; Hemiptera; Aphididae
Source: the annotation of a GenBank genome assembly
AUGAGUGACAUACGAAAUUUUUUGCAAAAGAAACGCAAGAUAGAAUUAAGUCCAUCAAGUAUAAAUGAAGGCAAUCAUGACAUAGGUAAUUUAAGUAAUUUAAGUACUAAUAGUUCUAAUAGUAGCCAACAAAAAGAAGUGCCACAACUCCAAUCAAGUAUAAAUGAAGGCAAUCAUGACAUAGGUAAUUUAAGUAAUUUAAGUACUAAUAGUUCUAAUAGUAGCCAACAAAAAGAAGUGCCACAACUCCUUCAUCAGUUGACUGUUGGUGCUAAUAAAUUAGAUAUUGGACUGUAUUUGAAUUCCUACGUUGAUGACGAAUUACGUUUAAAGUUAUUGAAGGACCCCUGGGUUCCAUCAAAAACAUAUGACUUCAAAAAAGAUUUGACCAACGGCUCUACGAGAGUAUUUCGUAUAGAAUGGUUUGCACUUUAUCCAUGGCUAAGUUACUCAGCUGUUUCUAAAGGCCCACUAUGUCGCGUUUGUGUAUUAUUUCGACCUCGAGUACAUAGAGGUGUUCAAGGAGCAUUCAUUGUUUCACCAUGCAUAAAAUAUCAAAAAUUUAACGAGGUUUCAAAGGCUCAUGAAAUUAGUAUUUGGCAUAAAGACGCAAUUAAUGCGUCACAACAUUUUUUAAACUCAAAAGAGAGAAAACAAUUGAGUGUUCAUGAGCAAAUAGAUUCGGCAUUUAAUAGAGAAAUAGAAGAAAACAGGGUGAAACUUCGUUCUAUCAUAUCGUCAAUCUUAUUUUGUGCAAAGCACGAUCUUCCACUAAGAGGUAAAAAUGACGAAGGUUCAGUUUUUACAGAUUUAUUACAAUUCCGUGUCGAAUCAGGGGAUGAAGUUUUGAAUAAGCAUUUAAAGUCUGGAGCUAAAAAUGCGUUAUAUAUCUCACAUGAAGUUCAAAAUGAACUAAUUAAAACUUGUGCUAAUGUACUUCGACAAAACAUUAUUGAAGAAGUGAAACUUUCAUCUGUUUUUUCGGUCUUAGCUGACGAGACUGCCGAUAUAAGUGGCACCGAACAAUUGUCAAUAGGUGUUCGGUAUUUGUUUUACGACGUUAAGUUUCAAAAACACAAAAUUUGUGAAGAAUUUCUUGGUUACUCGCCUCUUACAAAACUAGAUUCUAAAUCCAUUGCCAAAACCAUCAUUGAAUUUUUAGAAAGUUGUAAUUUAGAUUUGAAUCGACUUGUGGGCCAAGGAUAUGAUGGAUGCGCUACAAUGGCUGGGCAUAUAAGUGGCGUUCAAAAAUUAAUUAAUGAAGCUUAUCCUAUGGCGCUAUUCUUCCAUUGUGCUAGUCACGUAUUGAAUCUUGUAUUUAAUGAUUUAAAUAACGUAAGUGAAGUAAGAAAUACAACCGGGAUCAUAAAAGAAAUAAUAAAUUUUUUUAGAGAGAGCACAUUGCGUAGACAAAUUAUUCCCAAUAUUCCUUUACUCUGUGAAACUCGUUGGUCAGCAAAAUAUAAGAGUAUUAGAAUUUUUGCUGACAAUUUUAUUGUUAUUGUCAAAGCUUUGGAAGAACUAUCAAAAAGUACAGCAAAUUCAAAAACCAAAAUUAAAUCUUAUCAACUCUUUACUGCUGCUACUACACCAGUUUUUAUUGUUACAUUGCAAGUAAUAGCUGUUUAUUCCGCUAAAUUUGAACCAGUAUGCAAUCUACUUCAAAAAGUUAAUAUAAAUUUGAAAACGGUGAACAAUCACAUAACUAAACUAGUUGAUACUUUGCAGUUGUAUAGAAAUUGUGCGUCCACUGAAUUUACCGUAUUAUUUGCAAAAUCUAAAGAAAUCGCUGAAGAACUUGAUGUUGAAAUACGUCCACCUCGAGUUGCUGCACGACAAAGUCAAAGAUCAAAUCAUCCAUCUACAAGCCAUGAAGAGUUUUUCAGAAUAUCCAUUUUCGUUCCUUAUCUAGAUUCAGUUAUAUCAUCAUUAAAAGAUCGCUUUUCUAAAAUUCACAAUCAAUCAUUUUCUCUAAUGGAUCUUCAUCCUUAUGCUAUGAAAAACGUGAGUAAAGAACAGUUUAUUUGCACAUCAAAUGAUAUUGUAAAACUCUAUGGAAAUAUUUUGUCAUCAAAUUUUGUAACUGAAGCCACAACAUGGUAUGAAAUGUGGAAUAAUGGUGAAAAACCAUUAGAUUCUAUUGAAUACUUAGAUUUGAUCGAAAUGUCAAAAGAUUUUUAUCCAGCUGUAGCCGACGCAAUCAAGAUCGGAGCAACUCUUCCAACAACAACUUGCAGCAUUGAACGUUCAUUCAGUACUUUAAGACGAGUCAAGACAUGGAACAGAGCCACUAUGGGUGAUAACCGAUUGUCCGGAUUGUGUAUGAUGAGUGUACAUAGAAAAAGACUAGGAGAGGAUACCAAAUUCAUUGAAAAUUCAAUUGAAGAAUUUGGAAAAAAACCUAGGCGUUUGCAAUUAUUAUUUAAAAAAUAA